This is a messenger RNA of Colletotrichum godetiae, 1713 nucleotides long. RefSeq lists its product as uncharacterized. Lineage: Eukaryota; Fungi; Ascomycota; Sordariomycetes; Glomerellales; Glomerellaceae. Gene Ontology annotation, biological process: transmembrane transport. Gene Ontology annotation, cellular component: plasma membrane. The record is from RefSeq and is a predicted model, not a curated record. The transcript has a single exon. The coding region runs from base 35 to 1654 and encodes 539 amino acids. Gene Ontology annotation, molecular function: transmembrane transporter activity.
GGAUGACGCUGAUGUAAGGAGGCACGGAGGAGGUAUGGGUGUCUGGCUCGGUGUCUGGACAUGUUGCUACAUUGCCUCCCUCAGCUUUGGCUUCCUCAUUGGCGCUGCGGUGAUCGAUCAACUUCCACCAGACUCCGGUUUCUAUGUCAGCAUCGCUUUGACCGCAAUCGCGCUUUUGCUAAACAGUCUCUGUCCAGAGGUGCGUCGUUCGGCGUUCCGACGAUCGGUUGUGGAAGUCAGAACUGGGACGGAUAUCUCUCGGCGUGUUGCUCGCGGCGAGAUCAUGAUGCAUCGCGUCAAAACGGGACCCAAGUGGUGGGGCCAGGAGUUGUAUCAUGGUGUCGCACUUUGCUUUGAGAUGCUUCGACAACCUGGUUUCGCUGUCAUGGCCAUUUACUCUGGUUGGAUUUACGCCCAAGUGGUUCUUAUUAUCGUCUUGUUGGGCUCACUGACCUCAAGGUUUUACCGAAUGCGAUCACCAUUCGUUGGACUCAUCGUAUCUGCAAUAGCAUUUGGCGCACUCGCUGCUAUCCCAUUCCAAAAGGCCAGCUACUUCUCCAGAGCGAGACAUACCCAGGUAAACACCAGCCGCAUGACAUUCGACAAGCAGGUAACAUGGACAUCUCACCUUCUUCGCCGAUCCAUAUUCGCCAUUGGCCUCCCACUGGCUGGGAUCAUCUACACAUUGGUUUCGACUGGUCCACCGAUGCAUCCAAUUGCACCCGCCAUCGUCGCCGCUGCAAUCGGUUUUCUUUCGUGCCUGGCAAUCUCAGAAUGCAACGGACUCAUCAUGGAGACCUUUGACACUUCGGAUCUGCAAUCUGGAAUGACAGGCCGGCCUCGAGGCAAUUCAGACAAUGCACAAAAGAGGAAAAACUACUCUGCCUACCCUCGCGUGACUGCAGGGUUUGCCGUUUGUCAUACCUUGGGGUUCAUUUUCGCCGCUGGAGCAACUGCACUAGGCGGCAUGGCCCAGCGGAAUCUCGGUCAGAGGACAGCGACCGGAGUUGUAGCCGGUAUCUUGUUCAUUUUGACACUGAUACUGACAUUGACAUUGAUUCGAUUCAAGGAGGUCACGAUCAUUCCGGAGAGCAAGACCGAGGCGAUGGACAGGUGGACAGCUGCGCGCAGAGAAUCUAUCAAACGUCGCGAUUCAAUGCCAAACGGGGUGAUGGACGACAAAGAUGUCAUCGCUGAAGAAGAGCCAUGGCGUCCGUUUAUUGUUGGUAACCCCACCAGCAAAACACGGCGAGUCAACGUCCUUGAGCUCGGUAACCUGUCGCGUUUCACGGAGAUCAGAAAAAGGAACAAGCUCAUAGACGCUAACCAGCACCUGAACCGAGCGGCUUUCGAUGCUGGGAUAGAUGCACUUGAUGAUCAGAUCAGCGAUGUCAUGAGCGAUAUCGUUGAUGAUGUCAAAGAUCUCGUGAGAAGAGGCAGUCAGAGGAGUCAGCGAAGCCAGCGAAGCCAACAUAACCGGACCUCGCGUUCGCGGCGGAACCAUCGAAGUGCGACAAGCGAUGGGAGUGGCCAUUCUUCUAUUGAAAUGACUUCUUUGGAGGAUGUCAUGUCAGGUGGUCAUCGGCCCCGAAUGCCUGAAGAUGUAUACAAUGAACGAGAAUGCCUCAGAGGCCAAACGGUCAAGGAAGAGUGAAAAGUAAGAUUGGAGGGCUUCGGUACAAGAUGGAAUUCCUAUAAAUAGAAGAGACCGUC